This is a messenger RNA of Drosophila grimshawi, 1586 nucleotides long. RefSeq lists its product as uncharacterized. The transcript is spliced from 2 exons. The record is from RefSeq and is a predicted model, not a curated record. Bases 58 to 1320 code for a protein of 420 amino acids. Lineage: Eukaryota; Metazoa; Arthropoda; Insecta; Diptera; Drosophilidae. Gene Ontology annotation, molecular function: DNA binding.
ACGCAGAUGCGGUCACACUGAACCGAAGUUGUUUAUAUUUGUUGUAAGCAUCAAUAAAUGUCGAAUUUGCAACUAACCCAGGAAAAACUAGAUGCAUUGCGCUCGGAGUACAGACCACGCAGGCCAUGCGCCCAGCUGAAAUAUCCCCGGCCGAAAACAAAGCCGGAAUAUCAAUCGCUAUAUCCGUGGAUAAUACUCGAUGAAACGGAUCCACACUUUGUGUUCUGCGCCAUUUGCGAGUGCAGGCUGAGCGCGAAACGUUCGGAUCUGGGCAAGCACGAGGGCAGCAUCAAACAUUCGGAGAAUGCCCAGCGCAAGGAGGUGUCCAAGGGGCAGCUGGAUACGGUUGCCGGCGCAGUGAAGUGGGAGCUAAAUGACGAUGAUGAGAGUCUGUUGCCCGUGCUUCAAUUUGCCUCAGCCGGUAGCUUAUGCAAGGUGGAGGAGGCAGACGACGGGGCUGACGGAGAGAAUGAGGCUGAUGACGACGACGACGAUGACGAUGAAGAGGCAGAAGAUGGGGCUGGCAAUGGGGCUGGGGAAGCCGACGCAGACGUGGAAGCGGAUGGCGAUACAGACGAUGCCGACUUGGAUGCCGAAUACGAGCCAGAUUGCAAGCGUCGCGUCUCGGAAACAGACUCGCAACACUCGGGUAUGUUGGAUUACCUGCCGCUGCAGGUGACCAUCAAUGAGUUUCCACACGCUCAGCUAACGCCAGCUGGCCAAUUGGCAACCCAGUGUCAGCCGGCGACAGUGCCCCAACCCUGCCGCAUCACCAUUAAGAAGGUGACCGCACCGCUGAACAAGUCGGCCGGCACAUCCCAAAGUCCCGCCCAGACGCACGAGAUCACCUCGAAGGCGACCAUAACACCCAUUGCCUCCGGCUGUUAUUCUUCCUCGCAACGCCAGCAGCAGCAGUUGUCGUCAUAUGUGGCAGGCGGCAGGCAGUUGCAGUCAUAUCAGCUGCAGCACCAUCAUCAUCUUACCUCAUUGGAGUCGGCGCCACGCGACUCGUUCGAUCUCUUCUUCGACAGCAUAUGCGCCACGGUCAAGGGACUGCCGCCCAAGCUGGCCACCGAGGGCAAAAUACGCGUCAUGCAACUAAUCGGUGAACUCGAACUGCGAGCCAUCAACGAACGCGAAGCGCCCCCGUCAACCUCAGCGAAUCCUGCCGAUCCUGGAGCUACAGCAGCAGCAGCAGGCUCAGUAGCGGGACCGGGAACGGGAGCAGGUGGAGCGGCGGCGGCAGCAGCAGCAGCAUCUGUGCUGGAUGCAGCUGGUAGCAGUCAGCAGAUUGAAACGGUUGCCUCGACUACCAAAUGAACGCGGCUUUGACGGCGUUAGUCAUCGUGGAAUCAGUUCAAAUCAUACUCUUAUCAUCUAAAAUAGCGCCACAGAGAUUACAUAGCAAAAUUUAUUGUGUUAAUAUUGAUUUUCAUUUAGUAUUAGGCUCUCCACACACACACACACAUACACACACAGACACACACAUACACACACUGCAUUCAUUGCCAGCGCCAGUUGUCUGCGGUUAGCAAUUAAUUAUAAGUAAAAGACGAUUUACAAUUAUUAAAUAAUAAUUACAAUUU